Messenger RNA from Actinia tenebrosa (Australian red waratah sea anemone), 1053 nucleotides. RefSeq lists its product as uncharacterized. Lineage: Eukaryota; Metazoa; Cnidaria; Anthozoa; Actiniaria; Actiniidae. The record is from RefSeq and is a predicted model, not a curated record. Gene Ontology annotation, cellular component: axoneme. Gene Ontology annotation, biological process: intraciliary transport.
AUUCUAUAAGUAAGAAACAUACAGUUUUGUAGACUUACAGCACAUACACGCGCGCAUACACGACAACGCUGGCACAUUGAAAUGGCUUCCCAUUAUCUUUCAGUAAUUCAUCCAACCACAACGCGUAGUUACAAUUACGAAUUACUUGUGCUGUCGUGGAGCGCAGCUAACCAUCAUCUUUAUUUCAUCCAUGAGCCAUCGACCGACACCCGAUCGUAAACGAAUCUCGAGGCAGAGGUUGCGCUAAAAGCGAGAUCGAAGUGUCAAUUCCCGAAGAGAUCAGUUGUGAAUGACGAUCCUGCAAACUAAAGAGUUAUGCUGCAAACAAACAUUGCUCCUCUCACACGGGAGAACAUAGAAAAACUACAAAACCAACUUGAAGAAACUGAAAAUUUUCAAAAUAACACGAUGGAAAUUACGYCACGAAUGGAAAAGUUGGCGCGCUCUGAAGGAGAUGGACAAAGCGUAGAGGAAAUACUUAAAGAAAACAGACUAAUGAGUCUGUCGUUUGUCGAUGAAGAAGAAGAAAAGUCAUCAGAUUGUGAUAAACAGAAGCUUGUAGAAUCUUCUUUGGUUAGAGAUACGCAAUAUGGAAAACAAGAUAAGAGAACAGAUGAAGAAGAAAAAGAAGUUGUUGACGUGAAGGAAAGCUGUGAAAAUGAAAGAGAGAAAAAGGAUAUACUUGACAUCAAAGAGGCAGAAAAGACCUUAGAAAGUAAUAAAUACGACAAGGAAAAUGUCAAUGGAGAAAGGAAUGAAAAUAUUAAACAAGCUGUUUUAGAUUCUGCUUCUUUAGGGAAGCAGACAAAAGCGUCUGUUAAUGACGAUGGCACGAAAAGUACAGAGGAUAUUGGGUUGAACAGUAGAGAUUUAACAGAUAAGCUGAGAAAUAAUAGUAUUGAUGUAAAAUACGGGAUCCCGUCCUCGUCUGUCGUGAAAGAUGAAAGUGAUAUGAUUAGAAUCAUGAAUAGUCGCAAACCAAGCGAAGAAAAAGUAGAAAAGGAAAAGGAAGAAGAAGAAAAGGAAAAAAAGAAAAAAGAAGAAGAAGAAGAA